Messenger RNA from Enterobius vermicularis (human pinworm), 1185 nucleotides. Lineage: Eukaryota; Metazoa; Nematoda; Chromadorea; Rhabditida; Oxyuridae. The record is from the annotation of a GenBank genome assembly.
AUGGAAUUAAGCUCGCAGUCUAAGGUAUUCGCAUAUCUCAGAGAAAAAAAGUCAGCUGCACCCUCAGAAAUUGCAGACGUUUGGCGACUGCUCGAGGAGCUUUACGAUAAGAAGUUGUAUCACCAAUUGACAGUUCAUUUAAAAAAAUCGAUUUAUUCGGAAGCUUUUACAAAAGGCUUGAACCUGAAAGAAUUUCACCAGAACUUCAUCAGCGAAUUUGCUCAUCGAAUCAGCCCAUUACAGUAUGUGGAGAUUGUCAUACCAGUAGCCAAAUAUAUUUUUAAUAAAAUCGAUAGGAAUGAAGGAUUUGAGUUUUUGAGUGGAAUUGCAAGGUCAGUUGAAAGGGAUAAAGCUGCGAUGGUUCGUCUCAAAAGUGGCGAGAUAGAGUUACGUUUAAUGAAUAGUGAUGCCCAUGACCGAUGCUUGAGUAUUCAUGAAAUAAGGGAGAUGAUAGAAGACACGCAGGUGCUCUUGGAUGACCUCCCAGGAGUUACUCCAGUUCACGCUCCAUUUUACAAGGUUUCCUCAAUUUACUUAAAAGAAAUUGGUGACCAUGCCGGUUAUUAUCGUGAAGCGUUACGUUAUCUUGGCUGCGAGGACUCGAAGCUUUUAUCUAACGAGGAAAAGAAGAUGCAAGCUUUGCUUUUAGGUUUUGCAGCUCUUCUUGGGGAAGAUAUAUAUAAUUUUGGUGAACUGCUUGCUCAUCCGAUCUUGAAGGCUUUAGAAAAUACACCCGAGAAAUGGGUCGUCGAUGUUUUAUAUGCGUUUAAUUCAGGAGAUUUGAACAAAUUUAAACAGUAUGAUGAGCAAAUGUCAGGGUGGGAUGACAUUAGGCAGCAUAAAGACUUCCUAAUUGCAAAAAUUCAGUUACUUUCUUUGAUGGAAAUUGCGCUUGGGCGACCGACUAAAGAAAGAUAUAUUCCUUUUGAAGAAAUUGCCGCGAAAGCACAAAUUGACCUCAAAAAGGUCGAAUUUUUAGUGAUGAAAGCUUUAAGCAAGGGGUUAGUCAAGGGUUCUAUUGACCAGGUUAAUCAGCUGGUGAAUAUUUCAUGGGUCCAACCACGAGUACUUUCGCCGGAGCAGAUCUUUUCAAUGAGUGAGCGUAUAGGAACAUGGUGUGCAGAAGUCGAAACUAUGGAAAACAUUGUUUUAGAAAAUGCUCGAGAAAUUCUUACCAAGUCAUGA